Molecule: messenger RNA, 4933 nt
Organism: Cynoglossus semilaevis (tongue sole)
Lineage: Eukaryota; Metazoa; Chordata; Actinopteri; Pleuronectiformes; Cynoglossidae
Gene: pcdh8.2
Product: protocadherin 8
Exons: 3
Coding region: 639-3581 (980 amino acids)
Biological process (GO): homophilic cell-cell adhesion
Cellular component (GO): plasma membrane
Molecular function (GO): calcium ion binding
Source: RefSeq, a predicted model, not a curated record
UGUGCAAUGGUUGCAUCGAGAGAUCGAUUGAUUCUGCCUCAGUACAGAAAGAGGGAGGCUGAUAAUUGAGCUGUUCUCAAAUAAGCAGCAACAGAACCCUCUGCUCACCGAGAACAACUGCCUCGACUGUGAGAGAGCGUGCAUAUGUUCUGAAACCCAACUAGAAGAGGGGGGAAGGAAGUGGCUGCUGCAAAUUAAAAAGGCAACACUCUUGUUAAAAAAAAAAAAGAAAAAAUCUCAGGGUGCAGAGAUUAUCUUGGAGCACUGGCAAAUCUUUCAGCAUUUUUUUUAAUUGUCUCUGACUUUCCCUCUCUCUCCGUGUGCGCUCUAAAAUGGCUUAUUGCUCUCUCUCUUUUUUUUUCCACAAGGGGUAUUUUUAAUUCCAAAGUGAGGGAUUGGUCACACUUCGUCUCAUUAGCAUGAGGAGCUGUAUAAACCCCCGCCACGGCAGGAUUUUGAGCUGUGUUGAAGGGGAGGCAACAAGCGUGUCUGACUGGCUGCUGCGCGCAAGGAGCAAGUAAGUUUGACUUUGAGCACAUCUCACUUCACACAGGAGGCGGCUGGAUGGAGGUGAACUGCGCUCAUCUGCUCUGCUCACAGUGAAGCUGUCUGACAAGAGGAACAUCAGCACCACGACAAUGAUGUGGGGGAAACGGGCAACUUAUUGGCACCGGUGGAUUUCUUUAUUUUUGAUCAGCCAGUUUGUGUUUGCCUCACAGACUCGGUCUGAAGGAAAUACUAUACGAUACCACACCAAUGAGGAGGACACAGCAGGUACUGUCAUCGGAAACCUGGCCAAGGACAUGUCCUUGAGCCAGUAUCUUUCGUCCAAGACUAGUUUCAGGAUGAUGAAACAAUUCAACGACUCAUUCAUCAGGGUGAGAGAGAGCGACGGGGAACUCGCCGUGGCGGAGAGAAUAGACAGGGAGAGAAUCUGCAGACACGCUCCACAGUGCCUCAUCACUUUUGAUGUGGUGAAUUUCUCCAAAGAUCGCUACAAAUUGAUCCACGUUGAGGUGGAAGUAAGGGACAUCAAUGACAACUCUCCGGAGUUUGCCAGCAGGGAAUCUAUAGUGGAGAUCUCGGAAAACGCAGCGGUGGGGUCCCGGGUCCCUCUAGACCCAGCCUUUGACGCUGAUGUCGGCUCAAACUACAUACAAAGCUAUCAGAUUUCUGUCAACAGUCAUUUCACCAUCGAUGUGCUCCAGAGAGCGGAUGGGGUUAAAUAUGCGGAAUUGGUGCUAAUGAAAGAGCUAGACAGAGAGACCCAGUCGUCAUACAGUGUGGAGCUGGUGGCCACUGACGGCGGGUACCCGCACAGAUCCGGGUCCACAAAGAUAACUAUAAGAGUGACCGACUUUAACGACAACAGCCCCCUUUUCGACCAGAAUAGUUUCUCAGUCCGGCUCCCGGAGGACGCACCGGUUGGCACUGUUAUUCUGACCUUAAACGCAGUGGACCCCGAUGAGGGACUGAACGGAGAGGUGGUGUACGGGUUCGGUAAACAGGUUUCUCAUGAGAUCAGAGAACUUUUCCAGGUGGAUAAUAAAUCCGGUCGCCUGACGCUGAAGAGUCCCGUGGAUUUUGAGGACAAAAGAACCUAUGAGCUAGACGUGCAGGCGACCGACCUGGGUUCGAACCCCGUCCCCUCUGUGUGCAAAAUAAUAAUUCACGUCACAGACGUAAAUGACAAUGCCCCAGAAAUCAGCAUCACCCCGAUGACCUCCGUCAGCACUGGCGUGGCGCACAUCAGCGAGGCGGCAGACAAAGACAGUCUGGUGGCGCUGAUCAGCACCCUGGACAGAGACUCGGGAGUUAACAGUCAGGUCCACUGCACUUUGUACGGACACGACCAUUUCAAACUCCGACAGGCUCACGAGGACAGCUACAUGAUUGUCACGGCGGCACUUCUGGACAGGGAGAGGAUCAGCGAGUAUAAUCUGACGGUCAUGGCUGAGGACUUCGGGUCACCGCCGCUGAGAAAGAUCUCUCAGUUCACCAUCAGACUCACCGACGAGAAUGACAACGCCCCUCACUUUGCCAAGACCGUUUACGAAGUUUCAGUGGUGGAGAACAACGCUCCGGGGGCUUACAUCACCACCGUCGAGGCGAGCGACGCGGACCUGGGCAUCAACGGCAAAAUCACUUACAGGCUGGUGGAGAGCAUGAUCAUGGGCUCCCCAGUGAACACCUUUGUGUCCCUGAACUCAGUGUCAGGCUCCAUAUACGCCCUGAGAAGCUUUAAUUACGAGGUGAUGAAGCACCUGGACGUACACAUCCAGGCCAGUGACGGGGGCUUACCGCAGCUGCAGAGCACAGCUGUGGUCAGGCUAAAGAUAGUUGAUCAAAAUGACAACCAGCCGUCUAUCAUAGAGCCCCCCCUCUACAAAGGUUCUGCUGAGGUUUUCCUGCCCAGAGAUGCACCUGCAGGUUAUGUGGUGACCCACAUAAAGGCCGCAGAUGCCGAUGAAGGCACAAACGCACAGCUGUCCUAUAAAAUCACAGAGGGGGGCCACCUGGGCUUCUCCAUCAACAAAGAAACUGGGAAACUGCACGUGAGCCGCCAACUGACAUAUGAUGUCAAUGACAAUGUCAAAGUCACGGUGUCUGUCAGCGAUAAUGGAGCCCCCGCGCUCACCUCCACAGCCAUUAUACAUUUGAGCUUUGUGGAAGGAACUCUGCCCAGCGUGCCUUCCUUUGCCCCUAACGACAGCGAGGAGGUGUUUGAAUGGGACAUGUCCAUAGCCAUAAUCAUUGUACUGGCGGGCAGCUGCUCUCUCCUCCUGCUGGCUAUCAUUCUCAUUACAACCAUUUGCAGCCGCAGGAGGAAGGAGACAAGGGAGCGGGGGUGUGAUGAGAAAGAAGACAUGCCAAAUGUGGAGAAAUUGCAAAGUGGUCAUAUUGAUUCAAUGAUUGCCAACCACAAAGGCAAAGUGUUUGAUGCCCACCCAUUUCCAGGGAAACCUCCACUGGCCAACAGCAACACAACAGAAGCAGCGUGUGAAGAUGGCAGGCAGACAACAGACUCCUUUGAGUCAAACAGCAGGGUGGUGGAGGGGAAAUUAAAGGGUUACUGUACAUUACCAGGAUAUGGAAAAGAAACAGUGAGACCUAUAACAAUAUGGAAGGGUAAUUCAUUCACCACAAUCUCUGCGAGGGAGCCACACAUCAGUGGCAAGGACAGUGGCAAAGGAGACAGCGAUUUCAAUGACAGCGACUCAGACUUAAAUGGGGACGUGCACAAAAAAGAGUCACCUCCAAUGAACACUCUCUGGGCAUGUACGAGUGAGUGCAAAGUGCUGGGACACUCUGACCGCUGCUGGAACCCGCCAGCCACCAGGCCCAACACCAGUAUGGCCUGUGCACCGCAUCUGUCAACGUUCUCCAAGACAGCUUCACUGCCACGUGACACGAGGAGAGAAAACUACUACCCGAGUCACGUGGUCAAACCCAACGCACUGCAGAGUGUGUACGAAAAAGUUCAACAAACUGAGUUUGACUAUAUCCUCGUGGGUCCGCCGACACCGGCCCGAAUACAGGAGACAGAUGAGAUAUCGAUCCCGGAGUACGCAAACUCAUAAAUGAACAAAGACCUUCUCGUCCAGAAAGGAUAUCUGUCUUUAUACUGUACAGUACCUCUAUCUUUAUUGACUCCGUGUUGAAUCGUUGCAGUGUUUUGUACUGUAGUAUGUCCCGUGUCUUUUGGCUCAUGUAAGACUGUUCUUUUUUCUCAUGUGUAAUAUGCAAGAUUUUGUACAUUAAUAAUAUAUUUUUCAUAACAAUUCAAUGUAAAGACAAUUUUAUUAUGGAUUUUCAGAAAGCAUGUGUUGUUAUUAUUUAAGGGGCAUGACCUUGACCUUGGACUUACGGGCUGUAAGGGGCCUUUCUUGCUGUGGCUAAACAAUCACUAUGAAAGAUUACCAUGUUUGUGGUAGAUUUUGUCACAUUGUUGCACAAAUAAAGGACUCAAAGGAAAUCAUUCUGCUCUCCAACUCAAGUAAAAUCAGUUAGUUUUCCAGCCUUGGCGGAUUUCACUGUUAAUUUACUGUCUGUGGUAAAUAUUCAUAAAGACAGAAUAACCCCAAUUAGCCACGUGAAUACAUUUAAUUUGACUUAAAGGCUUAAGAGGAACAACAACAACAACCCUGGCGUUCAACAAAAUGGAUUUCUCAGUCAGCUUAAGUCAAAGUCACAUGUUAUGGAGGAUUUUCAGCAUAGCUCUAAUGUUGCCUCCAUUUACAUGCACAUAUUAAAGUUUCAACAACAAUUACAUAUUUUUAGAGGUCAAAAAAUACCACCACCUCUUCUGAUUGCCUCCCAGCUCACCAAUUAUCCAAAAAUGUGGCUCAAUCUGUAUCCAAGCAACAGCAGCACUGCACACUCAAAUAUCCGUCCUUUCUGCGUUUUUUUCCCCCUUUUUUAUGUUUUAAUAAGAAGCACGUAACCUUGACCGUGAUGUACAUUCAAAACAUUUGUAAAUCAGGACAUUUAACAAGCGCGGAUUCCUUCGACGUGAGUUAUGAUUGAGUGGAAUAAUGAAAGUGAGUGUUUCCAGAAUGUGCAAAGAGAUGGACAAGGCUCAGAUUUGAAUGUAACCAGGGCGACAGCAUUAUACAGAGUCUUCAUCCACACAAUGUGUAAAGAGGUCAAAGGUCACCAUCGUUGUUGUACACAGUUGAUCCACACAGUAAACUGCGUUUUUUGAGGUCAUCUACUGCACAUUGUACAAAACUUCCACAGCUUUCCAAACAUACACGUCACAAAACUCGGUGUGCAACCUGAGCGUGUUUAGUUCAACACAAUGCUGAUAUACUUGCAGGAAACACAUCUUUUUUACUUGUUUAUGUAUGUAUAUAUUUUUUUUUUAACAUACUGUACGUACAGUGGAUCCUUGGGUUAUGACAUCCUGGACCCAUUGGUGGUUAUGUCACCA